GUUUGGUUUCAAAAUCGUCGUGCAAAAUGGCGUAAGAAGGAGAAAGUUUGGGGCAAUACAUCAAUCAUGGCGGAAUAUGGUCUGUAUGGUGCGAUGGUACGACAUUCCUUACCACUACCACCACACCUAGCUGAUGCAACCUCCGCUAGGUGGCUGCUGGGAAUGUACAAGAAAGCUGGACACGCAGAGAAGUCUGGGAAAGAUGAAAAUAAUGACGAUGAAGCAAGGAAUCUGAGUAUUGCUAACCUACGGCUGAAAGCUGAAGUACAUAGUAAAAACUUAGAAAGUGAGAAGACUUCUGAAGACAGUAAAAUGCAAAAUGACGAUGUACCGUCUUGA
Paramuricea clavata is the source of this 339-nucleotide messenger RNA. The record is from the annotation of a GenBank genome assembly. NCBI's taxonomy places the organism in Eukaryota, Metazoa, Cnidaria, Anthozoa, Malacalcyonacea, Plexauridae.